Podarcis lilfordi (Lilford's wall lizard) is the source of this 936-nucleotide messenger RNA. The record is from the annotation of a GenBank genome assembly. Lineage: Eukaryota; Metazoa; Chordata; Lepidosauria; Squamata; Lacertidae.
AUGAAACUAACAACAACUGGAUCCUUCAGAUGGAGAAUGAAUGACACCCUAUUCAGAGAUGAAGAGAUUUAUAAGAAGGCCCAAAAAACAGUGAAAGAUUAUUUUGAGAUAAAUUUGAGAACAGAAGUGGAAAAAAGAAUAAUUUGGGACGCAAGUAAGGCCGUGAUGCGAGGUUUCCUAAUACAACAGAACUCCAUAAAAAGGAAAAAUCAAAAUGAAAGGAAAGGAAAAAUUCUGGAAAAAAUAAAAGAAGGUGAAAAGAAAUUGAGGUCUAAACCAAAGUCCCAUGAGAUUCUGAAAGAAAUAAAGUACUAUCAGGUGCAAUAUAUGGAAUUGAUGAAUCAAGAGAUAGAAUGGAAAAUAAAGCAAAUGAGACAAAAGACAUUUGAAUCAGCAGAUAAAUGUGGGAAAUUUCUGUCAUGGCAAUUGAAAAAGAGGCAAAAAUUGAACACUGUGACAAGUUUAGAAGUGGACGGAAAGAUUAUCCACAAACCAAAUGAGAUAAGUAAUUGUUUUCAAGGUUAUUUCAGGAAAUUAUAUGCACAAGGGCCAGUUAAUGAACAGGAAAUAGAAGAAUUUGUUAAGAAACAUGGAUUACCAAAAAUUUCAGAGCAAAGCAGAAGGAUUUUGAAUGAGAAAAUAACAGGACAAGAAAUAGAGGGUGCCAUUCAGAAGAUGCAAUUGGGAAAAGCUCCAGGACCAGAUGGUUUGACCGCCAGAUAUUAUAAAGUGUUGAAGGAAUGGUUAGUACAACCACUGAAGGAAGUAUGUAACGAAAUUUUGGAGGGAAAAAGGCACCAGAGUCGUGGAAAGAAGCAUUUAUCUCACUUAUACCGAAAACUGAGACUGAAAAGAACCAGGUUAAAAACUACCGCCCUAUAUCAUUACUUAAUGUGGAUUACAAAAUUUUUGCGGACAUUAUGGCAAAAAGACUGA